AUGGCCGAUGCCAAGAAGGAUUACCGCAAUUUUGAGAAAGAAGUUCCUGGAUUUCAUGCAAAUUUCACUGAUGUCCAUUUUAGAGGAGGUUUAUCGGAAGCCAUCGCAGAAAGGCGUAAAAUGUUCGAUGAGAUCGAAAGAGUUGUGUAUUUUUUUCCUCAGGUUAACGUUAAAACAUUUGGGUUCUCAAUUCACUGCGAAGCGAACGAUGGAGAAUCUGGAAGCGCGCGGCAUGACUUUUAUGUUUCUAAGCGGCGAGAGGAAGAAUCGAAACAAGACAAUGACUAUAGGUUUACAAGUACUGCUACCGUCAUGAGUAGUGCAGCGGGUGCAAGUCGCAUCAAAGGGCAGAAAUCAAAACAGACAGUUUCUCUCUAA
This is a messenger RNA of Angiostrongylus costaricensis, 378 nucleotides long. Lineage: Eukaryota; Metazoa; Nematoda; Chromadorea; Rhabditida; Metastrongylidae. The record is from the annotation of a GenBank genome assembly.